CCGGAUCCGGGGCCGCCGGAGGGGCGCGGGAGGCUGAGGGGAGGGAGGCGGCAGCAGCAUGGCGGCGGGGUGCGAGCCGCCCAGCCCUCUCCUCCGCUGUCGCCGCCGCCGUCGCCGCAGUCGCCGGGAGUCCCUGGUGUGCGCGUGUUGGUUGUAAGCUCGCCUGGCGCCGGUCGGCACUCACUUGGGCCCUCCUUCCUCGGGCCGCCCGUGCCAGCCCGAGGGUCGUGCCCGCCGGGGACUCGCCGUCCCGCCACACCCACCAGGCGGCGGCCCAGGACCAUGGAGGACGUGAAACUGGAGUUCCCCUCGCUUCCCCAGUGUAAAGAAGAAGCCGAGGAGUGGACCUACCCUAUGAGGCGGGAGAUGCAGGAGAUUUUACCUGGAUUGUUCUUAGGCCCAUAUUCUUCUGCUAUGAAAAGCAAGCUAUCUAUGCUACAGAAACAUGGAAUAACCCAUAUAAUAUGCAUACGACAGAAUAUUGAAGCAAACUUUAUUAAACCAAACUUUCAACAGUUAUUUAGGUAUUUAGUCUUGGAUAUUGCAGAUAAUCCAGUUGAAAAUAUAAUACGUUAUUUCCCCAUGACUAAAGAAUUUAUUGAUGGGAGCUUACAAAGUGGAGGAAAAGUACUUGUGCAUGGAAAUGCAGGGAUCUCCAGAAGUGCUGCGUUUGUUAUUGCAUACAUUAUGGAAACAUUUGGAAUGAAGUACAGAGAUGCAUUUACUUAUGUUCAAGAAAGGAGGUUUUGUAUUAAUCCUAAUGUUGGAUUUGUGCAUCAACUUCAGGAAUAUGAAGCCAUCUACUUAGCAAAAUUAACAAUACAGAUGAUGUCACCGCUUCAGAUAGAAAGAUCAUUAUCCGUUCAUUCUGGAACCACAGGCAGUUUGAAGAGAACACACGAAGAAGAUGAUGACUUUGGAAACAUGCAAGUGGCGACUGCACAGAAUGGCUGAUGCAGGAGAACAAUAGUGUGCUUGGAACAAAGGAAAUAGUGACAGUAAUAACAAACUGGUGAAACAAAAGGAGUUUGGUUCUGUGUUGCUUCCAGGCAAGGUCCUGCACGCUGCAUUGUAAGAUGUUGGACUUCUGCAGUACAUGGCACUGAUGGCUUUACUCCUUAAAAAAUUUACAGUUUUAUUAUAAACCAAGAAUUUUUGACUUGUAAAGAGGUAUUAUUGCAAUAAUGCACUUUUUCAUACUUGAAAUUCGUUUGUAUGAUAUAGUUAUUACUUUAAACAAAAUGCAAGUUAGGGGGAUUUGUUUAUAAAAUCUGGGUAAUUUAUAACAAAAAUUUCCUAAAAAUUUGCUAAAAAUUCACUUUCUGUUCUAUAUAUUACAUUUUUAACAUAAUCUUACGGUUUAGUUGUAGCGUGGAGCCUCUUACAGAAACAUUAACAAAAUGCAAGAAUUUGCCAUUUUCUUCUUCAGUCCCUGUUAUUAAUAAUGUUUAAAUCAUGAAAUUAGCCAACUGUUGUUGCUUUAACGUAAUCCAGUUAACUAAUGCUUCCUGUUACCUUCCUAAUUUGUUUAUUCUACAGGAAAAAAAAUGAAAGGAAGCUGUCUUGCUUUAUAGUAUCAGAUACUUAAAGAUUACAAGGAUAGUGUUAGAUUUUAAGUGACUUUUCCUUUGUUUUCUUGUAAAAGCCAAAUGUUAUAUUCCUUUCAGAGUUGCCUAGCCCUUUUUCUUUGUCCAAAAUGGUUCUAAAGAAAAUAAACCAAUGUAGCAUUUUUUUUCCUAAAUGAAGCCCCAAAAAAGAAGUGCCUUGUAUUAUUAAAAAAAGAAAUUAAAUCCUCACGACCUCUAAAUUAGUAUGUAGAAAAGCAAAAAGUUCUUUUACGUUUUUCUGUAAUGUAUUUUCUUUUAAAACCAUAAAUUAGUUUAAAUUGAAAGGGGGGGGGACUUAAAGAAACCUUAGUAAAUUAUUUGGGACGUGGAACCAUUUAAUUCUUUUUAUUGUCUUAAUGAUUCUGUGAGAUUGUUCCAGUUCAGGCUUUUCCUGGAAGAUGCACUUCAUGGGAAAAGUGAUUUGUGGGAGACCUCAAUGUAGUUUAGUGUUAUAAUCAGUUCUUAAAAAUGAAUUAAUCCAAACUUUCCCCCAUAAUUUGCAUUAGCAAAGACACUUUGGAUCUUUUGUUCUGUUUUUAUUUAUACGUAUAAAAAUUAUUCUAAGAAAAACAAUGUUUUUGCUAUUUUAUGUGUGAAGUGAGGAAAUAGAGGAGAGUUUUUACCUUUUUCUAGUUGCUUAGUGUAGCACAACAGAACUCCUUCAUGUAUCAUUUUUCUCAGUCCUCUCUUGAGGUGCUUCACUGAUGGGAAUGUUUUCAUACAUUCCCUGGUUACAAAGAGGUACGAUGCAAAGUAACCUGUUACACCUAGUUACUUGGUUUGCAUUCCUCCCUAUGUUGUAAUAACACAAUAAAAGCUUGGGGGGAGAAUGGGAAUUAAUCAAAGUUGCUCUAUUAAAAAUUCUGAUUAACCCA
Molecule: messenger RNA, 2482 nt
Organism: Ochotona curzoniae (black-lipped pika)
Lineage: Eukaryota; Metazoa; Chordata; Mammalia; Lagomorpha; Ochotonidae
Gene: STYX
Product: serine/threonine/tyrosine interacting protein
Exons: 11
Coding region: 283-954 (223 amino acids)
Biological process (GO): negative regulation of protein binding; protein dephosphorylation; negative regulation of SCF-dependent proteasomal ubiquitin-dependent catabolic process
Cellular component (GO): cytoplasm; nucleoplasm
Molecular function (GO): F-box domain binding; protein tyrosine/serine/threonine phosphatase activity
Source: RefSeq, a predicted model, not a curated record